UGCUUUCUGAGGUUAAGGUUUGAAUUUCUUUUUCAAGGUUGUCUUUCCUAGGAAAACGAAAAAAUCACUUUGCUUGAAACAAAAUCGGCUCCAUUUCACAAAUUUCUAAUUGUUGUGCCAUGUGUUAAGAACCAAAAAUAAUCCUUUAAGAACUCAUGGAACAAACAGUAAAAGUCUUCGUCUCUCCGGCAAUGAACAGCUCGGAGUUUUUGGACUCUGUUACAACUGAGUCAACUGGAAACGAAGAGGUUAGCGCCGAAAAGGAUGAAGAUGUAUUUAAUCAAGAACUUCAGGCACUUGAAAACGCCGACGAUAAAGAAGAUGAAGACGUUCAUGAGGUUUUCAGGACAGCUGCAGAAGGUAUCGGAAACAACGAGGUCCACGCGAAUAAAGAAAGCAAUGAAAAGUCGUCUGGUUCUGCGAUGGUACAUGUCGCGAAAACGUUACAACUCGCGAGUUCAUGGCUCAACAAAACUCGUGCCAAAAGAACCGAAAACACGCCGCGCGUAGAUUCGUUCCUCGAAAAGCUAGAAAUGGCCGGUCCCUCGCAUGUGACACGAAACAGCAGGAAGCUGGAUUCCUCAGCCUCCUCGAUUGUGAUAGAUCCUUCAGGAUCUUUACAUUACUGUUGGUUGAUAAUUGUAACGAUAUCUGUACUGUACAACUGGAUUUUCAUCAUCGCGCGCACAGCGUUUUUAGACCUUCAGAUUAACACUUUAUCACUCUGGCUCACUUUGGAUUACCUCUCAGAUAUCAUCUACAUCGUGGAUAUGGUGAUACAAUUCAAAACAGGCUUCAUGGAACGAGGACUUCUUGUUCGAGAUCCGAAGCAACUCCAUCGAAAUUACACGAAGAAAAUAAUUUUUAAAUUAGACUGCUUGUCAAUUAUACCUCUGGACCUGUUCUACUUCGAGGUUGGAAUCAACUCGGUUGCUCUGAGAUUCAAUCGUCUUCUGCGUCUGCAUCGCCUGUUAGAAUUAAGGGCCACGAUCGAGACCAUUUCAAGAUUCCCAAAUUUUCUUCGUCUGUGCUCCUUAAUUGCUAUGGUUUUGUUGAUCUUUCAUUGGAACGCUUGUUUUUACUUCUUGUUGUCAAAAUGGAUUGGAUUUGGAUCGGACACCUGGGUUUACCCGGACUUAACCUCACCGGGUUUCGAUUCUCUAACCCGACAGUAUUUGUUUAGCUUGUACUGGUCAUCAAGAAUGCUCACAACGGGUGAGACGGAAAACCCACCCCAGACUGACGUAGAACUUUUCUUUGUGACGGUCGAUUUAACGGUUGGAUUCUUGGUGUUUGCUGCAAUAGUUGGGCAGUUUGGAAGCAUGAUAACACACAUGCUACAUGUGCGAAGAGAAUUCUUAGCACAAGCCGAUGCUGUGAAACAGUACUUAGUUUUUCACGAGAUUGACGACGAUUUGCAAAAGAGGGUUGUUUCGUGGUUUAAUUACAUGUGGGGAACAAAAAAGUCCUCUUUGGACCGCGAUAAUGUUCUCAGUAAACUGCCUCAUCCGCUUAGAACUGAAAUAGCAGUACAGGUUCACUUGGAAACUUUAAAAAGAGUACAAGUCUUUGCUGAUGUAGAGCCUGGUCUGUUGAAAGAGAUCGUUUUGAAACUUCGCUCGCAAGUUUACUCCCCUGGUGAUUUCAUCUGCAGAAAGGGUGAGCCAGGAAAAGAGAUGUACUUAGUGAGCAGUGGCCGACUGCAAGUUGUACAGGACGAUCAAGAAACUGUGAUCGCUACACUGAAUGAAGGUAGCUAUUUUGGUGAAAUAAGCAUCCUAAAUUUAUCAAACACUGGAAAUCGUCGAACCGCAAACGUUCGCUCCGAAGGAUAUUCAGAACUUCUGUGCUUGUCAAAAGAAGAUCUGCUCGAGGCUCUGACGGAAUAUCCCGAGGCUAGAAAGUUGCUUGAGAUCCGAGGAAGAAGGCUUCUUCGGAGAUCGCGAUAGCUCUAGGAGUCUAUGAAAGAGGAAACUUGGAAAAAAGUGGUUAUCAAGCAAUAUUUAAAUGCCGGGGUAAAGAUUUAGUGAUUAAGGAGAUUUAUAUCCUCUUCGUAUCACGAAUCACCGAUAUAUUUCUGUAUCCUGAAAGGAGACGGGUCAUUAUUUAUCAAAGGAGGGGGUGGGGUUGGUAAGAUUUUGGUCGUGCCUCGCUAAAUUAACCUGCCCCCCAAAGAGGCUCGGUAACAUUCCUACUAUCCUUCCCUCCCUGAUGUCUAUUCCUACUGUCCCUUCCUCCCUCAUGUCUAUUCCUACUGUCCUUCCCUCCCUCAUGUCUAUUCCUACUAUCCUUCCCUCCCUCAUGUCUAUUCCUAC
Molecule: messenger RNA, 2315 nt
Organism: Pocillopora damicornis (cauliflower coral)
Lineage: Eukaryota; Metazoa; Cnidaria; Anthozoa; Scleractinia; Pocilloporidae
Product: cyclic nucleotide-gated channel alpha-2
Biological process (GO): monoatomic cation transmembrane transport
Cellular component (GO): plasma membrane; intracellular cyclic nucleotide activated cation channel complex
Molecular function (GO): intracellularly cGMP-activated cation channel activity; protein-containing complex binding
Source: RefSeq, a predicted model, not a curated record